AUGCGAGUCCCACAUCUGGAGCCAGAUCGAACCAAAGCAAACAGGAAGAAGAUCUGUUCAGGGGGGAGGUUGGCUAAACGAGGGGGGGAGGUGGUCCUGAUCCUCCUGCAGGAGGGGGUCCUGAUCCUCCAGCAGGAGGUGGUCCUGAUCCUCCUGCAGGAGGGGGUCCUGAUCCUCCAGCAGGAGGUGGUCCUGAUCCUUCUGCAGGAGGUGGUCCUGAUCCUCCUGCAGGAGGUGGUCCUGAUCCUCCUGCAGGAGGGGGUCCUGAUCCUCCUGCAGGAGGUGGUCCUGAUCCUUCUGCAGGAGGUGGUCCUGAUCCUCCUGCAGGAGGUGGUCCUGAUCCUCCUGCAGGAGGUGGUCCUGAUCCUCCAGCAGGAGGUGGUCCUGAUCCUCCUGCAGGACGUCGUCCUGAUCCUCCUGCAGGAGGAGCCCCAGGAUGCUUCGAUAGUGGCCUCUUCACAAUAUCUCACAGAUUCUCUGGGGUUCAGGUCAGGAGAGUUGGCAGGCCGAGUACAGUAA
Knipowitschia caucasica is the source of this 519-nucleotide messenger RNA. Lineage: Eukaryota; Metazoa; Chordata; Actinopteri; Gobiiformes; Gobiidae. The record is from the annotation of a GenBank genome assembly.